GCAGUGAUCAUCUACAUGUAGGCUAUAGGAAAUUGAAACGCAUUGAUGUAUUUAAGAUUGUCUAACUUCGGCGGACAAGAAUUGCAGAUGAACCGAUGAGUGAAAUACUGAGUUGACUUCUUCAAAUCUUCUGAAUCUCGGUUGGAUCAUUUAACGACAAUUCAUUAUUGACCCGUCAUUUUUGAGGAUUAAAUCCAUGAGAGGGUAGUUGCAAUAUUCCUCUAGUGUUUAGUAAGCUAAAUCGCCAAUUCCCUAUCGAUACCACUAUGUCUGAAUCAACUGAGAAGCAACCGCCACCAGAAAGCUCCAAUCCAAAUGGCCCGUCUGCUGAGGAUAUAUCAAGAGUUAUGAACAUUGACUGGUUAAAAACUAUCCCAGGAAUUCUCAAAGCUUGGCAAGUGGUGCUCGGCAUUAUCGUCUUAGCGUGUGUUGGCUCUAGGUACUUCGUCGGCGGCCAUCAGUUCUUCCUGUUCGUCGCCAGCGUCUGUUUCAUAGGCUCCACUUUACUGUUCCUCUUCUAUCUGUUCCGCAUCACGGAGAAGCUGACAUUGCCAUGGACCUUCAUUGACCUAAUCUACAGUGCCGGUGGAACCCUCCUCUACUUCAUCGCCUCAAUCGUACUCGCUGUGUUCACCUAUGGUUUGGGAAACCUCAUUGCAGGAACAGUAUUUUCCUUCAUGCAACUUGGCUGCUUUGGAAUAUCCACAUUUUUCCUUUUCCAAGACUGGAGGGCGAACUCAGAGGCAUCAAACAAACCAAAUGUAUAGACGUAAAAAUAGUCUCGCACGUACCCGGUGUCAUGAGAAGUAUUUCCCCUUGAAGAUUAUACAGUAUCCCCCUCUGCUGUGCUGCCCAAUAAGCCCCUGAUUGAUUAUAAAAUAAAUGAAAAAAUAUUGUAAUUGGAUCAUCUAAAAGUAAUUAAAUGAGAGGACAAUGUUUAGACUAGGAUCCAAAAUACAUUUACACUGUGUGUGACAGUGAUAAAUGUCCGUAGUGCUAACUGUCCCCUCUCUCUAUUGGACUGAUUACAACGGUUUCCAAGUUAGUUUAUUUUUAAUCUGAGCCAGUUGGGGGACCCGGUGUAAAAGAAAUUUAUGUCCUCUGGGGGUUAUGGUCCCCUUUCCUUAUGGCCCUUACUGGCCCUGACUGUGUUUAAAUA
This is a messenger RNA of Owenia fusiformis, 1159 nucleotides long. Lineage: Eukaryota; Metazoa; Annelida; Polychaeta; Sabellida; Oweniidae. The record is from the annotation of a GenBank genome assembly.